AGCAGCAGUCAGCUCAGGCUUCAGAAUUACGCUGGCUUGCGGGCCGCUGGUAUCGAUGCUACUGCAGCACAAUGUCCACUUGAGCGGUGCGGCGGCAAUGCCGGAGCAGCACGGAUCCCAAAAAGGUGGUCGUUCUCUCGCAGUCUCCAUGAAGGACUGCGGAAGAGCGGGGCUGUGGAAUGCGGCAUUAAUGUUGUUACACGACGCGCUACAGUUAAGUGCACUAGUCAGCACAGUCCACUUCAAUGUUGCCAUCAGUGUUUGUGGAAAGGCCGGGCAGUGGCAGCAUGCGCUGUCGUUGUUCAGGGAGAUGUCUCAGUCUGUGCUCGAGGUGGACGCGGUUAGCUACCGCGCUGCAGUCGGCGCGUGCCAGAAAGGUGGGUGCUGGCAACUGGUGCUGUCGUUGUUGAGGGAGCGGCGGGUGGACAGGCUGGACCCGAACGUCAUCACUUUGCCACAACUCUGGAAUCAGCGCGUGUGGGAAAGGUGGGCAGUGGCAGCAUGCGCUUUCAUUGUUCAUGGAGUUGCGGGAUACGCACGGUGGCGGAUUGUGAUGCCAGACAUAAUCAGUUAUAGUGCUGUCAUCAGCGCGUGCGAAAGAUCAGCACUGUGGGAGUAUGCUCUCUGGUUACUCAGGGAGUCACUGGAGCAGAAGCUGGAGCCGGAUGUCAUCUUCAGCCACAGUGUUGCGAUCAGCGCGUGCGAAAAGGGCGCGGCAUGGCAAGAUGCGUUAUCGCUGCUGGCUGAAAUGCGAGAGGUGAGGCUGGAGCCGAACGAGAUCAGCUACGGCGCCGGAAUAAGCGCGUGCGGAAAAUGUGGGAAUUGGCAGGACGCGCUGUCAUUGCUGAGAGAGUUUCGCGCAGCGAGCUCGGAGACUGACGUGGUUGUCUAUAAUGCUGGAAUCAGCGCGUGCGGGACAGGAGCGCAGUGGGAGGAAGCACUGUUUCUGUUCAGGGAGGUGCCACAAGCCGAGCUGGAGCCGAACGUGGUAAGUUACAGUGCUGCAAUCAGUGCGUGCGCAAGAGGAGAGCAGUGGCAACACGCCAUGUGGCUGCUCAGGGAGUCGAGGGACGCAACGACUGAUCCGAGUGCCGCGCUCUACAGUGCCGGCAUCAGCGCGUGCGAGCAGGGGGCUCAGUGGCAGCGUGCUCUGUGGCUGCUCCGGGAGCUGCGGGGUGCGAAGCUGGACCCGAAUGUCUUCUCUUCCGCGAUUCCGGGUGCACCACGGGGGGCCGUCGUCGGGGCAGCCUCGGGACGCAGAUCCAUCGUCCCAGAGCGUUCCUUCCC
Molecule: messenger RNA, 1287 nt
Organism: Prorocentrum cordatum
Lineage: Eukaryota; Dinophyceae; Prorocentrales; Prorocentraceae
Source: the annotation of a GenBank genome assembly